Penaeus vannamei (Pacific white shrimp) is the source of this 2388-nucleotide messenger RNA. RefSeq lists its product as uncharacterized. Gene Ontology annotation, cellular component: cytoplasm; nucleus. The record is from RefSeq and is a predicted model, not a curated record. Gene Ontology annotation, molecular function: bis(5'-adenosyl)-pentaphosphatase activity; diphosphoinositol-polyphosphate diphosphatase activity; endopolyphosphatase activity. Gene Ontology annotation, biological process: diadenosine hexaphosphate catabolic process; adenosine 5'-(hexahydrogen pentaphosphate) catabolic process; diphosphoinositol polyphosphate metabolic process. NCBI's taxonomy places the organism in Eukaryota, Metazoa, Arthropoda, Malacostraca, Decapoda, Penaeidae.
AUCGUGAGACCACCGAGUAAACGUUUAUGCUGAAUAUGAUGUUUCUGAAAUAACGCUGAACUGACGUAUUCAGGACACAUAUUGCUCGUGUCUGAAUGGAUAUUAGUAACAUGAACAUUGAUGGUGUUACAAGUAUUUUCUCUUAUUAUUGGAAAUUAGACCCAUCUUAGUUAAAGAACAUUAAAUUAUGUGAUUGUGUUUUAUUAGUCAAAAAUAAACGUACUUGACGGUGAUUUUACAUGUGCAUAUUAUAAAAAUAAUAUGAUGACGAGACAGUGACCUCUGAACUUCCUAUACGAGAAAAGGACUUGUAAAAAGCCAGCGUUAAGCUGUAUCAAAGCCAAGCCUUAAAGGAAUGAUAGCCUGCCCAGAUGUCUGCUGUUGCAUUGGACUGGCAGCAUCGAUGGAGGCCUAAGCUGCAAGACCUCUGUCUUCGCCUACAUAGCCCUCCCCAACUACCUUCCGCUUAUGUGCUGGACUCUUUGAGACAUUCAGUCGAACUGAUUCCAGGUGUCAUUCAGAGUACAUAUUAUUCGACGCCACUCCUGUCCUCGUUCCCUCUCCCAUCUCAUAAGACAGCUACUACUAACAGCGCUUACUUGACUCCAACGUCGCUCAUUCCGCCUCGCACGUUUGUGUCGCCGCUUCGUGUCCAUAACCCUUUAGUGGUCAAAGAGAGGGACACCCUUCCUUGCAAGUCCCCCUCCCCCUGUCCAGUCUUAGUUCCGAGAAUGCAUGCCCAGACUACUUCCGGCAACCUCGCCGUCAGUACCAUUGAGGACAUCGUUCAGCCACGGAAACUCUCAUUCCUUCCCCCUGAAUCCGCCGCUACCCUCAGCCGGAGUGAAAUAUCAGCUUCUUUCCAUACCCCCAACACCACCACAGUUACCACCACCGUUUCGUCACAGGCAGGAGAACUAACCAAACUGUGCAGCAAAAGUGCGACUGCCACACCGAUGGCAAACCCUUGUGUCAGCUCUGUCACGAACGGAAAUUCAACCCUUCAGGACGACCACACCAGGAACUGCAAGCACUUUGCCAAGAGCGGAGGACCCCGGGGAUGCGCGGGGGCGAAGAACAAAAUUGGAGGGUCCGUGUGCUGCCCUAGACGGCGUCUCACCGAUGAUGAAGGCUACAUCCGGAGAGCAGCGUGCAUAUGUGUCAACAAGGAGGAAACAAAGGUUUUGUUGGUGUCGAGCAAGAAGGACCCGUGUGUGUGGCUGGUGCCAGGCGGCGGGCUGGAAGCAGGAGAGGAGCCGACCACAGCGGCCAAGAGGGAAGCUUGGGAAGAGGCGGGUAUCCAGGGACACAUUGCGCGGUACCUAGGCCUAUUUGAGUCCUACCACCACACAGGUGCAAAGAAGCACAGGACGGCAGUCUACAUUUUCGUCGUGACUGAAGAACAUGCAGACUUCCCCGAGGCCAGGCUAGGUCGUCGUAGACAGUGGUUCAGCAUGGAGGACGCGUUGCUGCACCUCUCCCAUCACCGUCCCUUACAAAGUGCUUACCUACAACUCAUGAUGAUGUCAAGGCUCAAAGUUGCGGCAGCUUCCUAGUAGCAGCUUGGAUGGAGUUGAAAAGCUGAGCACAUGAGGGCUGACUCCUAAUUUAUAGUUAGUGGAUGAAUGAUGGUGAUAAGGUUCAGGCUAAACAAAAACUAAAAAAAAUAAAGUAGGCACUGAUGAUGGGAUUGUGGAAAUUCCAUAGAUGAUACUCCUCUUGUUAUAAGAAGAAAAUUGAGGCAGUUCAAUCAACAGAGUUAAAACUUCAGGUAUGUUUCACUCUGCAUAACAGUACAGACCAGUAUUAAAGCUCCAGACAUCUUUCUGUGAAAUGAAAGAUGACAUGAAUUACAUAUACAAAUAUAGCUUCCUAGUUACACAGACAAGAAAAUUAUAUUUUGUUUAUUUUGAUAGCCUGCUUGAUAAAAGCUAACAGCAGAUUUCCUGGAUGUAGAUUGAUUUAGUUUACAAAACAUUUCUGUUGGAAGGCAUAUCUCAGCAUUAUCCAAUGAAGUGAUUCUUUUAGUCUUGUGGAAUUUAUUUCAAAUACUGGUGUGUCAAGCAAUUCUUUUAAUCUGGAACAUGCACAACAGUUCAACUUGCUGGUAUUUUUUUUAUUUAAUUCUAAUUUUGACUUUUCAUUGUGGAUUGCGGUUAUUAAUUCUCUUUUGUAUAAGUCACAUGUGUCUCUAUUGUACAGUAUUUGCAAAGUAUGUUUUCUCAAAAUAUAUAAUAGAUACUUUCAUAUAUUUCCUAAUUCCUUAUUUUUCUUCGUUAUGCAUAAAUAGAAUCAAAACAAAUAAAUAUCCUCCAUAGUUUAUUCCAGAUCUAUUGUCUGAGACAUGUCUUUCGAGGUACUUAUAGUUAUGUUUAUGAAUACUGCAAC